Messenger RNA from Psylliodes chrysocephalus, 1242 nucleotides. NCBI's taxonomy places the organism in Eukaryota, Metazoa, Arthropoda, Insecta, Coleoptera, Chrysomelidae. The record is from the annotation of a GenBank genome assembly.
AUGACUUCUAAAGAAAAUGAGUCGGAAAAUUCACAUUUCAUAGCGGAUCAAUCUGAAGAAGUCUCACAAAUAAGUAACAUCGAUGCAAACGAUUUAGAUGAAGAAACUAUUAAGAAACUACGUGGAGAUACCAUAGGAGAUACGUUAUAUAGCCAGUCCUUCAUUCUAAAGACCAUUUUACAAUUUUCUGAUUUGAAAUGGGAUGAAGAGGUCGAAGAACAUUUGUGUUUUUUGUGGGAUAUGACUGUGGAAAAAGACGUGUGUUCAUUUUUAUUGGAAAUAUCCUUCCCAUCACUAGCUACUAGUGCCGUUUUAAAUUACAGGGAUAAUCAGAGAUUUAUAGAAAUAGUUAUUGGUAUUUUAGGCAAUAUAUUUUGUUCUGGAUGUGAAAACGGUAUGACUAGUGAAGAAAUUUCAUCGAUUUUAAGUUGGGUAGAUUCAGAUGAUCAUUUAAUAUUAAUACAGCUUAUGCGUUUUAUUAGUGCAUCAUUAGAUACAAAUAAAAACUUAAUUGCAUUAAUAGAUAAGGAUUUUAUUGAGAAAAUUUGUUUUAUUUUAAAAAAUUCGAUAAACAGUGAUUUGUUAUUGAAAACAUUAGAAUGUGCGGCUAAAUUAACAGUUGAUUUUAAAAUGGAUGAAAGUUUAAUAGAUUAUAGUUUGUAUGAAUCAGUGUUGGUAUCUUACCAAACAUUAACUAGAAGCGAUAGCCAUUCAUUUGAACCUGAUACUAAAGAAAAACUUUUAACAGUUAGAUAUCUAUUAGAGGUUAUUACAAAUAUAUGCAGUUAUAUUGAUAGAUAUAAAAAAAAUAGUUUAUUGUUAGAUAUCCAAAAGGAUUCCAAUAUUUUUACUUAUGAAUUGAUCAAAAUUCUCAAAUUUUUCAGUCGAAAAGAGAACAUGUUACCAGUAACUGAUGAAAUUAUAUUUUUCCUUUCAGCUAUAAUGUAUACUUACACUAAUCUUAAGCUGAGCUAUAUACCAGAAAUAUUUGUAUCUGUAACUAACAUUUUGUUAAUCAUUGUUGAUUUUAAAGAUGAAAUUGAGGAACUUUACCAAUCUGUAUUAGAAUUAGAGUGCUACUUAAUUUCAUCCACUCAAUAUAAUAAUAUUAAAAAAGAUUUAAGAUCAGUAUCCAGACAGAAAGUUAAAAAAAUAUUGAAUUUAGUUAAUGAAAAUUAUAAAAAAUUCGAAUCGAUAGUAAAUGUUGCUAAUGUUAAUGAAUUUAUUCAAUGUUGUAAAUAA